AUGUCAGCAACUUACCUUCAGUCUGUAGAGGAUCUGGUGUUGAAUAUCCACGUCAACCAGAGCAGUGGAAUCAACUGCAGUAAUUUACAGCUCACUUUCUGCUCAAGUAAUGACUGUGAUGUGACAGUGUUUGGCAUUAACGUGAAUAUGAACAUGUCCAACGGAAUAAUGAAAAUCCUUGGUGUGAAAAAUUUAAUGAACAAAUUAAGAAACAGCUUCGAAUACACUGAGGCUACCAGCCACUUAGUAUCGGCCACACUGCAGGACAACAAGGAUUCAUCGUUAAGAAUUAGAAUGGACUUCCCCAAGGAGAAGUUAAACUACACUAUACCUCGCUGUGUCUUCUGGGACCACACAAUGAUGGACUGGUCAGAUGCCGGAUGCAUUGUCACAACUAGUGAUAAUUACAGCUCAAUGUGUGAGUGCAACCACCUGACUUCAUUCUCUGUCCUCAUGGCUAAAGGUGAUCAAAGCCUUAAUAUGUUUGAACCAAUCCUAGAGAAAAUUACCAGUGUGGGCCUGGGUGUGUCCAUCUGCUCCUUGCUGAUCUUCCUCACCAUUGAGUAUAUAGUGUGGUCAGCUGUGAUCAAGAGCAACCUUGCACAUUUCCGUCACACAGCCAUGGUGAACAUUGCUGUGUUCCGCCUGCUUGCUGACUGUAGUUUUUUGGCCUCCAGCUCUCCUAACAUUCUUACUGACAGCUGGUGCUUAACUCUGACCAUAUGCAAACACCUGUUUUACCUGGCCAUGUUCUGCUGGAUGCUGUGCUUGAGUGUCAUGCUUGUCCACCAGCUCAUCUUUGUCUUCAGCCCACUGAGGAAAAGAGUCUUCAUGUUCUUCUCCAGCAUUGUAGGCUAUGUUUGCCCAAUCUUAAUAGUGGGAUCCAGCUAUGUGUAUUACAAAUACACCUACAAUCUCUACUAUGACAUGAAAACAUGCUGGCUAAUAUAUGUAAGACUCUUGGAGGGUUCCAUUCAUGCUUUCCUUCUUCCUGUGGGAACAAUUAUUUUGACAAAUCUCUUUUCCAUGGCGGUUGUCAUCGUUACGCUGGUGAAGACCUCGGUCCCAGACAGCAGCAAGGCAGAUGACAAAGAGACAGCGAAAAGCAUCCUUAAAGUGGUGGUCUUUCUAACACCUGUGUUUGGAGUGACAUGGGUCAUUGGUUUCUUUCAGCUCAUGAUGCAGAAAGACAAUCCCAUGUAUGCAUUUGUUGUCUUCAGUUUUACCAUCCUCAAUUCCUUCCAGGUAAUUUGA
Messenger RNA from Monopterus albus (swamp eel), 1254 nucleotides. RefSeq names its product adhesion G protein-coupled receptor F3b (gene adgrf3b). Gene Ontology annotation, cellular component: membrane. NCBI's taxonomy places the organism in Eukaryota, Metazoa, Chordata, Actinopteri, Synbranchiformes, Synbranchidae. Gene Ontology annotation, molecular function: G protein-coupled receptor activity. The record is from RefSeq and is a predicted model, not a curated record. Bases 1 to 1254 code for a protein of 417 amino acids. The transcript has a single exon. Gene Ontology annotation, biological process: cell surface receptor signaling pathway; adenylate cyclase-activating G protein-coupled receptor signaling pathway.